UCAGCGCGGAGCGCAGACGGCGGGCGGCUGCGGGUGACGCACGCGGAGCGGAGCAUGGACGCGCUGGGCAGGAAGGUGGUGGUGUGCGACAACGGCACCGGGUUUGUGAAAUGUGGGUAUGCAGGCUCAAAUUUUCCGGAACACAUCUUUCCAGCUUUGGUUGGAAGACCAAUUAUAAGAUCAACUGCCAAAGUGGGAAACAUUGAAAUCAAGAAUAACAAAAAGAUGGAUCUUAUGGUUGGUGAUGAAGCAAGUGAAUUACGCUCAAUGCUGGAAGUUAACUACCCAAUGGAGAAUGGCAUAGUCCGGAACUGGGAUGAUAUGAAGCACCUCUGGGACUACACAUUUGGACCAGAAAAACUUAACCUCGACACGAAAAACUGUAAAAUACUACUCACAGAGCCUCCCAUGAACCCAACGAAAAACAGGGAGAAGAUUGUAGAGGUAAUGUUUGAGACAUACCAGUUUUCUGGAGUAUAUGUAGCCAUUCAAGCUGUUCUUACUUUGUAUGCCCAAGGCUUAUUGACUGGUGUUGUUGUGGACUCUGGAGAUGGUGUAACUCACAUUUGCCCAGUAUAUGAAGGUUUCUCUCUUCCUCAUCUUACCAGACGACUAGACAUUGCUGGGAGGGAUAUUACCAGAUACCUCAUCAAGUUGCUCUUGCUGCGAGGAUAUGCCUUCAACCAUUCUGCUGACUUUGAAACUGUUCGUAUGAUCAAGGAAAAGUUAUGCUAUGUGGGAUACAACAUUGAACAGGAGCAGAAACUGGCCUUAGAGACCACAGUACUAGUUGAGUCCUAUACGCUCCCUGACGGCAGGAUUAUCAAAGUUGGUGGAGAGCGUUUUGAGGCACCAGAAGCUCUGUUUCAGCCUCACUUAAUCAACGUAGAGGGGGUUGGUGUUGCUGAACUGCUGUUUAAUACAAUCCAGGCUGCUGACAUUGACACCAGGUCUGAAUUCUAUAAGCACAUUGUAUUGUCUGGAGGUUCCACUAUGUACCCUGGGCUGCCUUCACGACUGGAACGUGAACUUAAACAGCUGUACCUGGAACGGGUUCUGAAAGGAGAUGUGGAAAAACUCUCUAAAUUUAAGAUCCGUAUUGAAGAUCCACCUCGUCGAAAGCACAUGGUGUUUCUGGGUGGUGCAGUUCUAGCAGACAUCAUGAAAGACAAAGACAACUUCUGGAUGACCCGACAAGAAUACCAAGAAAAGGGAGUGCGUGUGCUGGAGAAGCUUGGUGUGACUGUUCGAUAAACUCCCGACCUUGUUCCCCUCACAUGUCUAAAGCUUUUAUUCCUUCAUUGCCAGUCUUUGAACUCCUUUAGCUACAUGACAUGGAAAGGCCUGUCUGUGCCCUUUGACCCAAAGGUCAGGUUUUGUUCUGGCUUCUUGGGGUAGCUUUUGUUAAAUGUUUGUUAAUAUGGCUAAAUUUGACCACUUCCCUGCAAACAAAACAGAGCAAGAGCAGCCUGUCUACUGCAUUGUUCCUUCUCAGGAAGGCAAUUCUGGUAGGCUUUUUUCUUCUGGGUUUAUUGCUGUAGUUCUGCUGGCUUUUGUCUCUAGCUCACUGGGGGUGGUGUGCCUUUCUUAGCAUAAGAAAACCUGUCAGCAGCAGCUUUUUACCCUCACGCUAUUGUGGUGUUUACCUUUGCAUCUUUGGCCUCCAUCUCCAUUGGCAUUUUUUACCACAAUUAGGAAUUCUGAUUAAAACCACAGUUAGAAACUGGUUUAACCAACCAAAAUGGCUUUCCACACGGUUCCAACAUAAUUGGACUCCAAAUGCACUGUCCACUUAAACUGUGUUAAAAGGCAGUUUAUCUGCAGCUGUCUGAAAGAAUUCCUAAACAAAACGACACACUCAGUGGGGCUUUUCGUGGUACGUUUCUUCAGAAUAGCUGUCUAAGCAGUUAUUGCCACAAACCAACAAUAUCGGAAACCUCCAGUAUUCUGACAAAUUUAAAUUCUGAGCCUUAUAGUUUCUUCAUGUUGUAUAGCUUCACUGCUAGGGGACACUGGGGGUCAACUUUAUUUAGAAAUACUCUUCUUUUUAUAGUUAAAUUUUGGUACCACGAUGUGUCUAUGUAAUAGAGAGCAAGAGCUGUUAUAUUAUCGAUUCCAUUUAAUUGGGUUUGAGGCUUUGGCUAAGAAAUUUUAGAGCAGUUGGGUCUGGAGUCUAAAUCUUAAUCUAUUGAAAAAUAACAUUUUAAAAAAUGCUUGUAAUAAUUCUAAUUCGAUACAAUAAAAUACCCCAACAAACCAAGUUGUAAAUGCUUGUUGUAAGCGCUUUUGUGUACCUCAGAAGCGCUUCUAUUAAAAUUUGCAAGUACGUGAAUCCAGUGCCAAGUAGUUACUGCAAAUGAAUCUUUCAUCUUAACUGACCAAUGUUUGUUUAAAUAAAGCAAGUAGAUAUUUAUAACAACCACUGGCAGUAGGUUAUGAAGAAUGACCUAUAUUUGUUGCAGUUAAAAAUAACAUUGACAUGAGACUUGUUGCUAGUUGGUAAAUAUCCACAAUUCACUCUGUCUAGUCUUGAUUUUUGAUACUUAUGGGGGGGGUGGGAAGGAAGUAAAACCAGCAUUGAGAAUGUUGUUUCCAAAAAACACAUUAAAAGCUGAGAUUCAUUGAAAAAUAGAUAUUACUGGUAAUUAUCAGACAGCUUUUUUUUUUUAAGUCUAGUUGCCAGCAUGAUUUUCUUGAUAGGAAAUACAGGUACUAUCCUCAGAAUAAAAUCUGCUGCCUUGCUGCAAAGUGUAGCAAAAAUUGCUCACAUACGCAUUUCCAUCGAACUAUUCAUUGUGUCACUUCCCCAUUCAUUGAAAAUAUCAAAUUAUAUCAUUUCUGACCUAAUUUUUCUAAAACCUUACUACUGCAUUUAACAACAGCAGAGCCAGGAUCUGUUGUGGGAGGAGGGACAGACUUUCCAAGUUUGGUGUGCAUGAUGUUGCAUUCAUUCGUGUAUAUGCGAAGACCUGACAAUUACACACAUCUCUCUUUGAACAGUUAGCCCUCACAGAACACUGCAAUAUGUAAACCUUGCUUCGAUUCCAAACUUUUUUUUUUUCAUUCCUAAAUUGAUGGAGAGAGACCUUCCUUUUGGCUGAAAGCAUAACAAUGUCUACAUGUCUUUAAUACUAAAACAGUCACCGAAGUACUGUUAAUAGUGACCAUUUAAUUACAGGAGAGUGUUUUUGCAGCUGUGAUUACCCUUAACUUGAACAAUAUGAAUUUAUAGGCAUGCCGGUCAUGCCUCAAUGCAUGCACUUACAGUGGUUACUAGAUUUUGGGGAUAUGGUUGUAAGGGGUACUCUGAACUCCUGUAGUUUUCUGUAAGUUUAAAUACCUGAUAUGCUUUAGAAAUGCCGUACAGCCGUCAGCAGUAGAAGACUUGCUUUUAGAACAAGUAGCAGUUGUAGCUUCUCACAUGGUGCAUGUCUCUUCGUUCUCAGUGUGUCCAAAAGCCAUGGAAGUAAACCAAAGAAUGACAUUUUUAGAAUAACAAUCUGCCAUUUGAACAUUCGAAUUUAGGGACUGACCCUGCACAACCCUUUGCUCAAGUUUAUUCUCAUACUGGCCUCAGGUAGGUGUGUCCGUGAGUAAGGAUCACAAGAUCAGACCCUUAGGUUUGAGUACUUCACAGCACCAUGAGCAACAGAUGUCGCUCAGUUUUGCAGUAACUGGAGUUUCUAUGGAGACUCUGUAUUUAUAUUAAACCUGAGCGUUUAAAAUUAUUGCUAUCCUGGGUUUGAGAGAGCACAUUUAGACAUAAUCCAAAUGGCAUGUUUGUGUGUUGAAUGGGUGUUCCUGUGCUCAGUGCGGUUCCCUCUCAUGUGUGUGAUUUUCCCACUUCAGAACUUCUGUGUUGCUGGGAAAGCUAUCUGGUUUGAACUUUUUAAAAACCAAAUACCAAGUUAAAUUUACAAUUUAACUUUAACGGGAGUCUGAGCAUAAAUACAGGAUACCUCAGCAAUUGUAAGAGUUCUUGUGAACAACCUAUUUUUAAACGUACCUGCUUUGAAAACACAAUGUGUUUUAGGAUGUUAAUGUCUGUAGCUAUUAACGUGAAUGGCUUUUUUUUAUACUGUUCUGAGCAAUGUUAAAACAGUGACGUUUAAGACUACGACUGGAAAGAGAAACAUCCACUUAAAUAAAUUGACAGGUCUUUUCAAUUUAAAAAAUAAAAUCGGAUUUUUCGAAGUA
Messenger RNA from Trachemys scripta elegans, 4197 nucleotides. RefSeq names its product actin related protein 2 (gene ACTR2). The coding region runs from base 55 to 1254 and encodes 399 amino acids. Lineage: Eukaryota; Metazoa; Chordata; Testudines; Emydidae. Gene Ontology annotation, biological process: Arp2/3 complex-mediated actin nucleation. Gene Ontology annotation, cellular component: Arp2/3 protein complex; actin cortical patch. Gene Ontology annotation, molecular function: actin filament binding. The record is from RefSeq and is a predicted model, not a curated record. The transcript is spliced from 10 exons.